GCUGAGGCCUAAAAAAUUGAAAUUGAAGAAUAAAUGUUGUUGUCAAAAAGUGUCAAAAAUGUCAAAAGUCAAAGCUGUCACUUUUCUAUUAAACUUCAAAAGACGUAAAAUUGAAAUUAUAUUCAAGGCGAGCAAAUAAAAUAACUUAAAUACGAAUGUUUAUUAGGACGUGACCCAUAGGAUUACCAUAGUUUUAAUGCUAUUAAAUUUAUCAAUACCAUGACUUCAAUUUUAGGCAACGAAUGGCACAUAUCGUCGACUGGAAAUGAAAUUUUAACAGAAAGUGGUUCCAUAAAAGAUAAACAGCAAAUUUAUAAUGUUGCUCUAAAUACAGAUUUGAAAGAAAUUUGUAAACCAGUACUGCACGAAUUUACGAAUGAAACUCCGAAAAUUAUACUCCAAAUUCAUAAAAUUCGAAAUAUUUCUGCUCCGAAAGCGAAUGAAGAAUCUCAAGUCGCCCCUAGGUUGCUUAAAUUCACAUUGACAGACGGCGAAACUUAUAUUCAAGCUUUCGAAUUGGUCCAACUUGGAGGGGUCAGUUUAAAAAAUACUUUUCCAGGUACUAAAUUGUUGCUUGAAAAUGCAAGGAUAUCUUCUGGAUAUUUGUUAUUGACUCCACAAAAUUGUAAAGUACUGGGUGGUAAAGUUGUGCAUUUAUACGAAAAAUGGGAAAUUACUAAAAGUGUGCAAAAGAAUAGAAAAAACAUUGUUGAUGAUGAGGAUGGUCCUCCGCCAUGGGUGAACUUUGGUACGAAAAUUAAAAUCGGCCACCAGGAAAACAAUUUUAAAUCCCUUGUAGAUAAAACAAAAGAAUCUAAAGAAUCGUCUGAAUUUGAUCAACAACGUCAAGAUGCUAUUGCAGAAGCAGCAUCAGGAGCAAUUAGAAAAGUUUUCAGUGGUAGAGUAAGACAAAAUGUACAGGUGCAAAGUACCAAUAAGAAAAUACCAGAAAGAACAAGAGAGAGAAAAGAUGGUGGGAAGUUUAGAGGCAAAACUUUGGUUAGGGAGAAGGAUAAUGAUGAAAGAAUAGAAAAACCAUCAGAAAAAUUAUCACUAUUUGCAUUUUUAGAAGAUAAACUACCUGUUAACAGCAAUCAAGAACAUUAUUAUCAGAACCAGUUUAGUAAAAAUAAUUUUAAAGAAGUUGAUUCGUCUAUUGAAGAUCAAAAUAAAUAUGAUUAUAGAAGGAAGAGGACCCCAAUUCCUAAAGAAUUUGAAAAAUCCGACUACAACAAAAAAAAUACAAUCAAUAAUCCAAAAAGAGAAAAUUCAUAUUCGACACCAAGCAGCAAUAAUUUGACAGAUACAGUUGAAAAAAAAUCAAAUGGCAAUAAUCAAAAUAUGAAUUUUAGUAUAGGUGAACAGAACAAGCAAAAACCUAAUUAUGGGGCUCAAAAAACUAACAGUUAUCCUCAAAAUAAUUAUCAAACUCCAAAUGUUGUUAAAAAUUAUUCAAAUAAACAAAAAUUGUACCCAAGGCAAGAUAAUCCACACUUUCAACAAGACAACAAUUUUCACCAACAGUAUAACGCCCACCCUCAGCAAUUCCAACAAAAUCCCCUCUUUGUACAUUCUAAUCAAAAUAACCAUAAUUCUGAACCAAAUAAAACCUACUCUCAGCCUCAACAAGGUAAUUAUUUUCAAAAGAACCAGCAUUACCCACAGCAAAAUAGUUCUUAUGCCGUCCAAAAGAUGACUGAUACCUAUCAAAAUUCUAAUGCUUAUAAUAAACACCCUCAAAGGCAGAACUUUCAUCAAAAUGAUGUGGAUCAUGUAACGCAACAGGUUCAGAAAAUGGCUAUAAAUGGUCAAUUUGCUAGUAGAAGUUUGAGGCAGCAUUUGAAUUUACCGGAUGAUAGAAGAAAUGAAGAUGUUCAGGGGAAAAGCAAAGAUGUUUCGGUAGGCAGGAUGAAUAUUGGGGAUGAGAUUAUGGCCAAGUAUUGGGAGGAUGGAAAGUAUUACAAUGCCAAAAUUAUAUCGAUAACAGACAAAACGUUUGCUGUGAUGUUCAGGGAUUAUGGAAACAUUGAAGAAAUAUUGAAAUCUGACUGCCAACCUCUGUUGCCCGGCAAUAAUAAAUUUAAUCAACAAUCAACUGGAAGCAAUAGACAGUACUCAGGUACAAUGGAAUACCGAAGAAAAAAUUAUAAAUAAUAUUUGUGCCAAUUAGGUAUUGUAAAAUUUUCAUGGAAUUGAUUAUAUAUAUUAACAUGUAAUUCACUCGCUGUAUAUUAUUAUUUCGAUUAAACUUUUUAAUAAGAAUAACAUAAUUUAAAAUGUAAUAUUUUUUCGUAUAAUUUUGUUGAUUAUAACUAUUUUUUCGAAUUAAAUUUGAUUUAAAAAG
This is a messenger RNA of Psylliodes chrysocephalus, 2344 nucleotides long. The record is from the annotation of a GenBank genome assembly. Lineage: Eukaryota; Metazoa; Arthropoda; Insecta; Coleoptera; Chrysomelidae.